CGAAUUUCAAAUUGAGUUAUUAAAACUAUUCUGUGCAAUAAUUGCAACAAAUACGUUUUUACUUUUUGUUGUGUGGAAGAUUUAUGGUAAUCAGAUUUGCCAACGUUUUAUGAAGCCAGCCACACCUAAAGUGAUUGAAGAAUUGAAAAAGAGUGUAUCGCAACUGAAACUACCUAAACAGCACACACCGAGGAUAUAAUCACCAAAAUGGCAGACAAAAUUAAGAAAUUUUUCGAGAAGAAAAAGGUUGAGGCGAAGUUCAAGAUGGCGGGUCCUGGACAUAAAUUGAGUGACUCUAGCAAAAAGGCCGGCCCCAGCGGGUCAGAUAAAUCAGUAGGUUCGUCUUAUUCAGCACAGCGAGUGACUCCGUCAGAUGAAGCCAAACAAGCUGCAGCGGCAGCCUUGGCGAGGUUAGGUGGUGAAAAGAGAGACACGCCAUCUUUUAACACAUCUCUAGCUGCGAUCCAGGCCCAAGUAAAGCGUGAGCUUGAGGCAGAGAAAAAAAGGUUAGCAGCAGAAAAAGAGGGAAAAGAAGCGACCCCUCCUCCUGCUGAGAAACCCUCUGUAGACGAGGAUUUGUCCCCGUUGUUGGCCGUGAGAGGGGUGUACUUCAAGUGUCCGCUUAUAGGACCGGAAAUCCUUUCCAAGGAAGAGUGGAAGGGGAAGAUCAAAGAGUUCUUGUACGAGCAGCUAGCAGACGAGAAAGGCUUGACUGCUUGCCUCAUCAUUCACUCUUGCAACAAAAAUAAAGAUAAGGUCGAACAGUGUGUAGAGACACUUAGUAAAUAUUUAGAAAACAUAGUCAAUAAUCCCAACGAAGACAAGUACAGGAAAAUACGACUUUCAAACAGAAUCUUUCAAGACAAGGUGGCGGGUAUGGAAGGCACCAUGGAGUUUCUGGAAGCAGCUGGUUUUAGUCAACAGACGCUUCCAUUCCAAGAUGGUCAAGAACCUUUUCUAGUCUUUAACGAGUCUGGCUUACAAGACCUGGAAAGUCUUCAGUUGCUGAUAGACGCUCUGAGGAGUGCGGAGCCUAUAUCCUUGGAGCUGGAUCGCAACAUGCAAGUGCUGCUGCCGUCCCAGGCUGCUCAGAAGACCCAGCUGCCUUCUGACUUCUACACACUCACUCCCGAGGAGAUAAAGAGGGAACAGCAGUUGAGAACGGAAAGGAUAGAAAAUAGUAUGGUUCUUCGAACUAAAGCAAUGAGAGAAAAGGAAGAACAAAGGGAAAUGAAAAAGUACAAGUUUGCCCUCAUUCGGAUUCGCUUUCCAGAUGGUAUUCUUUUACAGGGUACCUUUGGUGUGUAUGAGAAGUUGAGUGACAUCAUUGAAUUUGUGAAAGAAAAUGUUGUUUCACCAGAAAAUGAAUUUGUACUGACCACAGGGACCGGCCAUCGUCUGGUUGAAGGGGAUUAUGGGAAAAACUUGCUCGAACUACAUUUAGUUCCAGCAUCGAUAUUAUUGUUUGUGUCCGUCGGCGAGACAAAAGAAGAAUCGUUUUUGAAACCGGAGGUUAUGAUUCAGCUGCAAUCUUUAUAAGGCCAAGACAAUUCUGAGCCAAGCUUUACCGUAAUUUUAAGUGGUACCAAACCUAUCCAUUCGACUCUAUAAUGACACUGUAUUAAUUUAUUCUGGAUCACUAAUGUAUAUUUUUCUAUUCCUUCAUUAUUUAAUGUUUGUUUUAGUAUUUAAAAGGAUUGUAUUAUACAUUGUUGAUAAAAU
Molecule: messenger RNA, 1722 nt
Organism: Macrosteles quadrilineatus (aster leafhopper)
Lineage: Eukaryota; Metazoa; Arthropoda; Insecta; Hemiptera; Cicadellidae
Gene: Gint3
Product: UBX domain-containing protein 6
Exons: 8
Coding region: 208-1539 (443 amino acids)
Cellular component (GO): cytoplasm
Molecular function (GO): protein binding
Source: RefSeq, a predicted model, not a curated record